Oncorhynchus mykiss (rainbow trout) is the source of this 426-nucleotide messenger RNA. The record is from RefSeq and is a predicted model, not a curated record. Lineage: Eukaryota; Metazoa; Chordata; Actinopteri; Salmoniformes; Salmonidae.
UCUCUAUGCUCUCCAUCCUGGUCCGCAGAAUGUCAUCAGAGGACAAGAGUCUGGAUCCCUCUGACCACGGACCUUCUACUCCCCUGAGCAUUACUGGGGGGUGCACCCCCUCCCCUGCCCCCACAGACCGGCGCCCCCGCGGCCGGCCUCGUAAGGAUGCAGGCUCUGGAUUACCCACACCCAGAAAGAAGGGACGUAGCAGAGGCCGAGCCCAGGUUGAGGAUGAGGACAGCAUGGACGGGACGGAGACCGCCGAAGCAGAGAACAUGCAGGAUAUGGAAGUUAAGGAGCUGGUUCUGGAUGUCGAGGAGGAGAUCAUGGUGCCAAGCCCCAGGACGACAGACCCCUCUCCCCACUCUUCCAGCGCUCCGUGUCGGAGGACUCUGCAGGAUCCUCCGCCUCGACCCUGGAGCACGCCAAAGUCCG